This is a messenger RNA of Cyprinus carpio (common carp), 26231 nucleotides long. RefSeq names its product nesprin-1-like. Gene Ontology annotation, cellular component: membrane. Lineage: Eukaryota; Metazoa; Chordata; Actinopteri; Cypriniformes; Cyprinidae. The record is from RefSeq and is a predicted model, not a curated record. Gene Ontology annotation, molecular function: protein binding.
CCUAAAGAAGAGGUACAUGAAGGUCUUUCUCUCUAUCAACAAGCAAAAUCAAAAGCUCCACAAGAGGAAGGUCAAGAGUAGUUGACCUCUGACCAUCACAGGUGGAUGUGCUCUUCGUGAACUUAGGAUCACAAAGGCAUUCCGGGAAUGGAUGUCAAGGGCAAGGUGGCAAGACGAUGGGAGGAUAUAGCUGCCAAAAAGAAGUCUGGCACAUCCCUCAACUUAGUGCAAGGGGUUUCUCGACACCUACGUGAUGAGCAGGAAGCUGUGCAGAAGCGAACUUUCACAAAAUGGAUCAACUCUCAUCUAGCAAAGUGCAAUCCUCCUUUAGUGGUCUCUGAUCUCUUUGAAGAUGUUAAAGAUGGAGUGAUGCUGCUAGCUCUUCUUGAAGUCCUGUCCGGUCACAAACUGCCAUGCGAACAGGGCCGCAAGCUGAGGAGGAUCCACUGGGUUGCUAACGUGGGAAGAGCGCUGAAGUUUCUGGAGGGCAGGAGGUCGGCCUACAGAGGAUCUCCGAUUAAACUAGUUAACAUCAACACAACAGAUGUGGUAGACGGCAGACCCUCGAUUGUGCUGGGGUUGAUAUGGACCAUCAUCUUAUAUUUCCAGAUAGAGGAGCUCACCAGUCAUCUACCAGCCUUACAACCUCAGUCUAGCAGCAAUUCAUCAGUGGAAAGCUCCAACAGCACGGAGACCAGCAGCCCACCUGUCAAACGCAAGCCCCGCCUUUCUUUUCAGGGUGGGGCCAAGAGAGCCCUGCUCAAAUGGGUCCAGACCACAGCAACAAAGAGAUUGGGUCUGGAUGUGAAGGACUUUGGCCCAAGCUGGCGCACAGGGGUGGCUUUUCAUGCUGUCAUCUUUGCUUUGCGACCCCAUCUGGUUAAUAUGGAACGUGUUUGGAGGAGACCCAACAGGGAUAACCUAGAAGACGCCUUCUCAUUGGCUGAGAGAGAACUGGGCAUCCCACAAUUGCUUGACCCUGAAGAUGUGGAUGUGGAUAAGCCAGACGAGAAGUCCAUCAUGACAUAUGUGGCACAGUUUCUGAAGCAUCACCCAGACAGCCAAGAGACAGAGAUUGGGCAGCAUCAAGAGGAGUUUUAUCUUGCUCCUCGAGCCAUUGAGGAAAUGUUAGAGAGGGAGCAGCGUAAGACACUGAGGGAGCUGAGAGCGUGGGCAGAUCAGUUGGAGAGAGACUGUGCUCAAGGCCAGAGGAAUGGAGGAAGUCCUGUUGCGCAGUACCAGACAUUCAAGCAUUAUCGUGUACAGUUUGAGGUGCAGAGAAGACAAGUGGAAAAAUGCAUUCAGUCCAGUCAGAAGGAUGGCAAGCUGACCGCAGAUCAGGCUCUGGUCAAACAGGCCUGGGAGAGACUGUCUGCAAGGCUUUUGGAUUGGCAUCUACAGCUGGAUAGUGGUUUGCCUCAUCCUCUGGGGCAAGUUGGAGUGUGGUUACAUCAGGCAGAGAAGAUCCUACGAGAGGAGCUGGUCCCUCAGCAAGUCCAUGAUGAGCCUGCCAAAGCCAUUCACAAAAAGCGACUACAUGACCAGGAGAUCUUAAGGCUUCUUGAAAGACAUAAGCAGACCUUGCAGUUAAUACACAGAGACAGAUGUGUUAAUAAUGUCCCCAUUCCCAUGGAACAACUGCAAGAUAUGGCAGAGAGAUUAAAUUACAUAUCUACCUCCUCCCACGUUCACUUGAGCAAACUGGAAUUCUGGGAGUCAAAAUACUCUAUGCUGGCAUUUUUGACACUAACCGAGUCCAAGCUAAAAUCCUGGAUCAUUAAAUAUGACCGACUGGAAUCAAUGGAGCUUUUGCUUCAAAGCUAUGGUGAUUUUGUGGAGGGGCAGCAGUUCUUUGAGAAGUAUGAAUCCAGCCACCAGGCUCUUAUAAAUGCUGCAGAGCUCUACAUUAAAACAGACAGCUCAGUUGAGGGAGGGGUAAAGCUCUUUCUGCGAGAGGUAUCUGAUCAGUGGAGGAGUUUGUCGGUGGAGGUGCGAAGCGUAAGGUCUAUGCUGGAGGAGGUGCAGUGUAACUGGCUGAGGUACAACAGCUGCGUGGCCUCAUUGCAGGCCUGGCUGGAGGACGCUCAGGGGGCUCUCAGACAACCCGAGAACACCAAACGGGUAUUUUUUCGUAAUCUUUGGAUGGACCAGCAUGCUGCUAUGAAUGAUGCAGGAAACUUUCUGAUUGAGACUUGUGAUGAAAUGACAUGUGACAUAAAACAUCAGCUCCUGCUUCUUAAUGGAAGAUGGAGGGAACUAUUUCUGAUGGUCAAACAGUAUGCUCGUCUUCCUGAGACUCAUAAGGUGAGGAUGCAACAGGAUGUCAGCUUAGACAUACAAGAGUUUCUGGACACGUCCAUUUCCAAACUUUCCUCACCACUUCAAGUGUCAUUAUUGGAUGUUAAAGACUUUAUGCAGGAUGUUGAGGACAUUAAGCACAGGCUGCCUGGUUUGGAAGCACAAUAUAAGGCGGCUCCUCGCUCGGCACAGCUUCUGGCCAAAGACUCUGUUCAUGGUAGUGGAACUAAAGCACUUCUUCUUGUAACAGCCACCGAAGCACAGCUCCAUCAGCUGAAAGAAAAGUGUCCUUUAAUUUUGAGGGAGUGCCAGGCUCUAUGUCCUCUGUUAGAGGAGUUAGAGAAACAAAUCUCAGCUUUCUACCAGACAGCGGAGCAUGCUGGACACAUCAUCACACAGCAACACAACCAGGAAAUGUGCCAGGAGCUGCAAACUCAACAGCAGACCUGUAAGCGUUGUGUUUGCGCUGUGGAGUGCAGUUACAUGUCCCUACAGAGGGCACUGUGCUGUACGAAAUCUCUACACGAUUUUGACAUGUCUCUUCUGCAGAACAGAGUAACCGAGAUUCAGACCACUGCACAGGCUCUGAUGCAGGAGGCUUUAGAAUGGAGGCAGGUGGCACAGACUAAUGGCAGCCUCAUGCGGAGGUAUGAAGAGUCUCGUGCUGACCUGGAGAAGGCGCUGCGUGUGGGCCAGGCCUGUUUAAAGGAAAGGGGAGACCCAGAUGAGCUGUUCCGCAAACAUAAUGAGUUCUUUGGGCGACUGGACCAGCAUAUUUUAAGUGCUUAUUUAAAGGCGUGUGAUGACCUCACUGAUAUCAUCUCUGAGGAAGACCAACAGAGUCUGCGGGAGACAGUCAGACGACUGCAUAAGCAAUGGAAGGACAUUCAAGCCGAGGCCCCAUCCCAUCUGCUCAGACUCCGGGUCGAAACAGAGAGGCGUUUGGUGAUGACCAUCUUACAGGAGUGUUGGGCAGAGCUGAAAAGGGAGGACAAGGCCCUGCUCAUAGACGGCAGUGAAAAAAUUAUCAAAGAACACCGGGCCUUUUUCAAACAGAAAAACCCACUUUCUGUUUGUGAGAAGCGACUAAAGACAAUGGAGCAUCUCUGUCAGGAUCUUCUAGAGAAUGACAAAGGCUAUCAAAUGCUGGAGGAGACCAGAGAUCAUCUUUCAGAGGUCAGGGGUUUAGUAGAACGAACAUACUUGAGACUACAACAGGACCCGGAUAAAUGGAUAGAGUGGCAUGCCAGGUUCAGUGAGCUGUCUGGAUGGCUUCUUUUCCAGCAGACGACUCAGAGUGGUGCUGAAAUCUCCUCUGUCCAGGUGAGCUCACCCCAAAUCAACAUGAUUAAUGCUCAGGGUGAGUCUCUGGACUGGCUCAAAGCUCGUCUUGCUGUCCUGGAGGACAUAAGUCCUGAGAGUGAGGGCCACACACAGAGAGCUGCUCUUGAUAAACUCUCACAACAGUUUUCUGCACUGCUGCUGUCUCUGUCUGAGGAUGUUCCUGUUGCAGGGGCCAGUGAUGGGAACAUAGAGGCUGGAGAGCAGUUGAAGGAGGAGGUGAUCCAGACACAGGAGCACAGAAGAAUACUGAACGCAGUGAAUGUAACAGAGGCCAAACAGCUGCUCCUCAUUUACCAGCAAAAUAUGAAAACCCAGCAAAAAAAAGAGACAGAUCUCCGUUCUCAAAGUAAUUUCUGUAAAGAAGACCGGGCAGCUCAGGAGAAACACCUGCAGGUCACUGUGAGUGCAUGGCAGGAGUUUGACAUGGAGAGAGAGGCCAUCUGGCAGUUUGUGUGUCUUGUGAGUCCUGUCCUGCAGAGGGAGCUCAUCUUCAGCAGCCUGGACAACUUCAAGAUUGAAAUGAAAAAUGUUAAAGAGCUUCAUGAGCAGGGUAACAUGUUUGCUGUCAGAGCUGAGUCACUGGUGAAGAAGGCAGGAGAUAUUAAACUCGGUCCUCAGAAUCAGUCUUUACUACAGGAUCAGGCCCAGUCCACAAAAGAGAGACUUCAGGAGAUACAGGCCAGCCUCAGGAAAAUCAUGUCAGAUCUGGAGAUGAUGCACAGAUGGUGGCAAGGUUUCAGCCGUGAGUCUGAGGCUUUCUUCUCUUGGGUCUGUGAAAGUAAGAAGGAUCUUGAAGCUUUCAGCAGAACCUCUGCCAACCUGGAUGAGCAGAUAAACAAUGUGGAGAUGCUGAAGAAGGGCUUAGAGGAGAAGAUGGACGUCUUUUAGUCGAUUGGAGACACAGAGUUUCAGAUCUUAAUUCAUUUCAUCACACCGAAUGAGGCAGGGCGAAUUAAAGCACGGCUGACACAGAUUGGGAGAUACCGGGAGGAGUUUAAGAACAAUGUGGAGCAACGAGAAGCAGAGCUUCACUCUAGAUUGAAAAAUACAAAACAGUUUAUCCAAGAUCUCAAUGAGGUGGAAGGUUUCCUGAAUGGACUACAAGAAAAACUGAACGUACCAGUUACUUCCUGUACAUCAGCAUCAACAACAUAUAAAACUCUCCAUGAACAUAUGGAUGUAGUACAGCGUCUACAGCAGCUGGGGCCCAGGUUGAUGUCUCUGAGUCUGGGCUGGAGAAGGCUCCAUGAUGCCGGACAGCUGGAGAAAGCUGUGGUUGACCUUCAGCAAGUUCACAAAUUACAUACCCAGCAAGCCACUGAAAAACAAUCAAAACUGGAGAACCUGUUGACUCUGUGGCAAAGAUAUGAGAGAGAUCUCUCACUUUUGCAGUCCUGGUUGAACAGGUGUGAGUCUCUAUGCAGUUCAGAUUCUCCCUACCUGACCGCAGACAAUGUGAAGCUACACAGCCAGAUUCAGAUGCUGCAGGACAUGCAGUCAGAAGUUCCCUCUCAGGAGUCUUUGUUGGAAAGUUUGGAGAUCCGUGCAAAGUCUCUGUACUCUUCAGCUUCAGAGGAAAGGACCGCAGAGCUUAGAGAUCUUCACUGUAACCUGGAAGAAAGGUGGUGUUCUCUCAGUACCAGUAUACCACUCAGGAUUCGGGAACUUCAGUCCCAUCUUUCUAAGUUGGAGCAGUUCAGUCAGGUCUCGCUUGCUCUGACUCAGUGGAGUGAGAACUUCCUCAGGCACAUCCAAAGCACCUGCAAAGUCAGCAUAACUGAUCCACAGUCUGCUGAUUCCAAAACCAAGGAGGACAAGAUAUCCCUUCAGACCCAGGGAAAGUCUCUGGAGGCCUUACAGCCACAUCUAGAUGCUCUCAGCCCGUCUUUAGCCUCAAAAGACCUGCAACACCUCCAGAGAAGGAAGGAGGAUUGCCUUCAACUCUUCAGUGAAGCUCAGAGUUUAGUAGCACAUCGAGAUGAAGCUCUACUCAAAUUAAAAGACUUCUGUGAGACUUACAAUAAAGCCAGAACCACUCUACAGACAUUCCAGGAUGCUGUUGAAGGAAGAGGGAGCUGGGAUGACUCCAAAGUCAGGGAAAUAAAUCAGGAACUUGGGGACCUUGCCAAGGAGUUAGCAUGUCUGGAGGUGCAGGCUAUUAGCCUGGAUAUCAUCCUGAACAAAGCACAUUUUCAUUUGCAGGGGUCAGAGGAGGAAAGAACAUCCUGCAGAGGGCUGGUGGAUGAUGUUGUGUUGAGCGUGCAGGUGCUUCAGAGAAGCAUUGGGACAAAGCAGAGUGAGGCAGAGGCACUAGCUGCCAUGUGGAGUUCCUUUAGGGGACGGAAGGAGCUGCUGCUUGGGAGCCUGGCAAAGCUGGAGGACAGAGUCAAUAUACCGUGGCCUACAGAAGCCAGCACACAUGCCUUUCAACAGAGGUUGUGGUUGCUGAAGCAGUUGGAGGAAGAGAUCCAAGCCCUACAGCACAGUCAGCUGUGGUUGGGAGAAAGAGGAGAACAACUGGCACACAAAGACUCUGAGCUUGCAGGAGAUGCCCAACGGGACGUAGCCUUGGUCCAGUCCACCUGGGAGAGGACUAGGGCAAUUAUUGUGGAGGACCAUGACCUUUGUGCAAACCUUCUGGAGCUCUGUAGGGAAUAUCAGACCCUGAGAACCAGGAUCAGCUCGGUUGUAGAGAGAGCUCAUGCCGUCACAAUGGCCCAGUCGGACCCGCACAACCCUGAGGAUAUCCACAGAGCUCUGUCACGGCUGGAAGCGGUGAGGCCAGAGUUGGCGGCCACUAAGGAGGACCUGAAUAAGCUCAUUGUUGGCAAACGCCUGACCAGCGUACUGAAGAAGCUUCCAGAGGAAAGCAUUCAGAGUGAAAAUGUCACAAUGGAGAUGGAUGCCAUUGUUGAUCAGUGGCUGGAUAUCUCUGAGAGGACGGAUACAGACAUCAGUCUUUACACUUGCUCCCUUGAGCUGUGGAAUGACAUUAAUAAAAUGGCUUAUGACAUUGAGUGUUGGAGUGCCAUCUCUGUCAGUGAGCUCAGUGAAGAAGCUGCCAGUCUUCUCUCUGCUCAUGACAUGGAAGAACGCCUCUCUGAAUUCAAGCUGGAGUUGGAUAAUAAGGAGGAUGAACUGAAGACCUUGCAGGAAAAGAUGACACAGCUACAGGAACUGAUAAAAACCCAGCACACACACACUGAACUGCAGGUGAUGGCUGCAGAUCUGAGGAAGCGGAUUUCCCAUGCUGCAGAAGUGUAUGAACAGACCAAAGGCAUGUAUAAAGACUUCAACUCCCAGAGGCAGCAGCUUCUAGAACUAAUUUCACAGAUUUCAGAGCAGCUGAAGACCUCGGAGGACUCACUCUCAAAGUUUUCAACAUCCUCUGACCCAGAGAAUUUUGUUAAGAUCAAGGAGGUUGAGAGGUCACAGAAGCAUUUAGAAGUGAGUCUGGAUGUAGCAAAUGAGUCUCUCAGAGCACUGUGUAGAACAUACCCAACUAAGGACCUGACCCUGCUGGGUGAUGCUGUCUCCCACCUGGUCAAGAGGAAUGAGGAAGUGACACAACGCCGCAGCCAGAUCCUGGGGUCUCUUCAGGACACUCUACUGCAGCUCUUCAGUGAGAAAGCACAUGCUUUUCACCGUUGGCUGUCUGAGUUGAGGGCUGGAAUUGAGGACUGCUUUGAGCAAACAGGAGAUGCUGUUGCUAUUUCAGCCAAGCAACAAAAGCUCCAGACUGCAGUAAAGGAAGUCAUGGAGGGUGAGGAGCGCUUGGCUCGGGUUUGUGAGGAUGGAGAGAGACUCCUCUUGCAUCUCACCAAAUGUGGGACUGGAAGCAUACAGGAGCAACUGGACUCUUGUCAAUAUGCCUUGGAUUUAUUUGUUAUGGAAUGCCGGCAGCGCAUACGGGCUCUGGAAGAAAGUGCCAACCUAUUAAAUGGGUAUGAAAUGCGUGUGGUGGAGCUGAGCAACUGGCUGCAACAGCUGGAGGCAAGACUGAAGACAGAUGCUCCUCUGUGGGGUGAGAGUCAGUCUGCAGCCCCCAACUGCUCAGAAGAGCUGAGAAGAGUGGAGGAAAUCCACAGAGUGCUGCUGAUGAGGAGGGCAUCUCUUGAACGCCUGUGUCAGUCCUCUCUCACUAUAACAGAGAGAGGAUCUACUUCAGAGAAUAGUGUGGCAGCAGAGUUGCUCUCAAACCAUGAGGCUUUGCUGCAGGAGGCCAGGAGUCGACUCCGCAACCUGCAAGAGUACCAGGCAUUUGAGGAAGCACUAAAGGCAGUGGAAACCUGGCUGAAGGACGUUGAGAGGAACUUAGAGAAACUAGAGAACAUGGAGGGGAAUAAAAAGGAGGUGGAAGAGAAACUUGAGCGAGCACGGGAUAUCCUGCUUAUGAAGGGAGAGGGCGAGGUAAAGCUCAACAUGGCAGCCGGGAAGGCAGAGAUGGUCGUCAGGGACAGUGGAGAAGUGGAACGAGGAGUGAUUUGCUCUAAGCUUCAGGAAAUUGAAGACGCAUGGGCAGCACUGCUUUUGAGUGCAAUGAGUUGCCAUAGCCGAUUGGAAUGGACCGUUAAUCAGUGGGAUUUGUUCGUGGAGUCUCGUGCACAGCUGCAGAGAUGGCUGGAGGGAGUAGGGCUGGAGGUUAAAGGUCCUCUUGAGCCCCAGCUUGGACUCAGGGAGAAAAGAAAGCAACUGGAGAGACUGUGCUUGCUGUCAUCAGAUGUGGAGGACCACCAGGGAGCUCUGUGCUAUCUGGAGGAGAGUGCAGCUGAACUUUACAAACGCACCGGUGACCCCGUCUUUAAGGAGGAAGAAAUGGUUCUCCUCAGGGCACAGUUUGAGGAUGUCAAAGCUGCAGCAGAGGAGAGAGUCCGAUUGUCAGAGGACGUUGUCCUCGAACAUAAGAAGUACAUGGAAACAAACAGGGAGCUCACUGACUGGCUAAUGGUGGUAGGGGAGGAGCUUCAGCAACACUCUGACCCAUCCGGUGACCCUCCAGUCUUAAAUCAGAAACUGACUAAAGUCCGGGAGCUGCUGGAGCGCGGCGCGUGCGAGGGGCGUGAGCGGCUGCGGCGCGUGCGGCUGAGCGCGGAGAGAGCCGGAAGGCACACAGCGGCGGCGGGCUGUGAGCUGAUGGAUGGAGAAGUGGCGGCACUGGCUCGAGCGCUGCACCAGUGGGAGGGAGCUUCACUACGAGCUCGCGACGCCCUCGCGACGGCCGUGGCCGCGGCGACAGGGGCCGAGCGAGAGCAGACACGGCUGACAGCGCAGUUGGAGGAAGAAAUGCAGAAGCUGGGGGGCCAGCUGAAGGAGUGGAGCGAGGGACUGCGCAGCGCCGAGCGGAGGAAUAGCGGAGCUGCGGCGGUGGAGGGAUGGACGGUCGCCAAGGGUGUUCUGGAGGGGCUUCAGACAGCUGAAGUUAUGGAGGAGAAGCUAAAGGCGCAGCUCAAUGAGCUGUGUGGGUUUUCCAGUGAUCUGGGUCCACAGUCGGACAGAGUCAGCGCUCUCAUUAAGCUACACAACAGCCUAAGCCUACGAGCCUCCCGGGAAUGUCAGAAUAAAGAGAAACUGCUGGAACAACGCUUCCGUUCUUCUCUGCAUGACUUCCGGCAGUGGAUGGUCAAUGCCAACAUCUCUACCGCUAAAUGCUUUGACUCCCCUCAUAGCAUCCGGGAAGCCUCCAUCGCUCUCCAGCGGAUCCAGGAGUUCAGAAGUGACAAGGAGCAGGGUCAGACCAGACUGAACACUGUCCUGACCUGUGGAAAGCAGCUUAGUAGCGUGGUGCCUGCCGACAGAGUGGAGGCGAUCAGGACCAAAGCAAAUGCAGCCAAAGAUGACUGGAAGAGCCUGAUGGACAGCUUACAGAGAAGAGAGACGGCCUUACAGGUCUUGCAGUCUCAGAUGCAGGACUUUGAGGCAAGUGUGGAACCACUUCAAGACUGGCUGAACAGGACUGAGAUCAGUGUGCAAGAGAGCAGCGCUCGCCUCCAUGACCUGCCUGCCAAGAGACUAGAGCUCUCCAAACUUCAGACAUUGCUGGAGGAGAUGCGCUCCAGAGAAUCUGAAUUGGCAGAGUUGAGAGGGCGAGCACAUGGACUCUGGGAGGGUCAGGGCGCGGGGAAGAGCUUUGUGCAUCGAGUCUGCCAGCUAGCUGCAUGCUACUUGGCCCUGAGCAACCUGAUUAAGGAGAAAGUGUCAAGGGUAGAACGAGUGGUGGGGGAGCAUCAGCUUUUUUCAAAGGGCCUUCAGGAACUUCAGAACUGGGUUUCAGAGUCCCAACAGGUCCUCAAGACCUGCAGAUGCCCCACAUCUGACAAGAGUGUGCUUAUCACCAGAAUGGGCCAGCUCGAGACUUUACUGGCGGCUUGUCAGGGGAGAGAAAUCCAACUGAAGAUGCUCAUCACCAGAGGGGAGUCUGUCCAGAGGAACACCUCGGCUGAGGGUGUACCAGUGGUUCGCAAGCAGAUCCAGGACCUCAAAGACUCCUGGGAAUCACUCUUGUCAACAUCCAUACAGUGCAAGAGCCAGCUUGAAGGUGCCUUGUCACACUGGACAAGUUACCAGGAAGAUGUCAGUCAGUUUGAGUGCUGGAUGGAGCAAGUAGAAGAGAGCUUAGGAAACACAGACAAACACUACGCUGAAAUGAGGGACAAGACAGCCAAUCUAGGCCGUGCCAAACUCCUCUAUGAGGAAGUUCUUAGCCACUCUAGCCCUUUAGAGACCAUUGCGACCAAGGGUUCCAACGUGACUGAACAUACAGCCACCCAAUGGGAGAUCCAGAAAGUCAGUGAGAGAUAUACAGCCAUUAAAGUUAAAGCCAAGGCUGCUGUCAGUAAGGCAGAAGAAUUGGUUCUACUCCAUCAAGAAUACCAGCGAGGGCUGCACAUGUUUGAAGACUGGCUGGAGCAGGAGCAGAACAGUUUGACCCUCCUCAAACCUCUGGAUGUAGAUGUAAAUGCUCUGGAGAACACGUUAAAAGAACUGCAGAUGCUCCAGUCACAUUGCCCUAAGGGACAUAACUUGCUCAGCUCAGUUCUUGCCAUUCGAGAAAGAGUAAUUCCAUGGGGUCCCCCUCAAAUUGAGGAUCGGGCUCUGGAAACAGCACAGACAGAGUGGCAGGGUUACCAAGACCGGCUCGGCGAGACCAAAGUCCAGGUAGAGCAGGCCCUUGCAAGGGUUCAGCAACUAGAAGGUUUAUUCCAAAGCUUAGACCAGUGGCUGGUUGACAUGGAGCUUAAAGUUAAGGUGAGAAGCCAUCGUUGCUCUGAUGUCACUGCGAAGGAGGCCCAGCUACAACACCUGAAGCGGUGGCAGAUUGAGGCUGCUCAACGUCAGGCCGAAGUGGAAGGCCUUAGUACUCUUGCACAGCAAGUCGUAGAGGAUGCUCAUGUCAGUGGUCGGAUCAGUACCAGGGUUACCCAGCUCACUGCCCGCUACCAUUCCUUGCUCCUACAGAUACAGGACACCCUCAAACAGCUCCAAGAAGAGAUGCAGAAAAUCACAGAGGCUCAAAAUGCACUCAGGACCUUCUCUGAUUGGUUGAGCACAGCGAGGAAGAAUUUUAAAAUCGUUACUGAAAGGACAGAGGCUCUCGAUCGCAUUACAAUGGAAAAGAAGAUGAAGAGGCUAGAGUCUCUACAGGGGGACAUGGAUCAAGGUCAUAGCAUGCUUAAAACACUUCGAGAAAAUGCAGAGCAGGCCGUUUCUUUCUUGGAUGACCCUGGAGCAUCCAGACUAGAGAAGGAAGUGCGAACAGGUCGAUCACAGCUCGAAGAGCUUAUUCUGGGGCUACGGGAAGAGCAUGCAACCCUGGAAAGGAGCCUUGUGCUCUAUAAAGAUUUCCAAGAGCGCUACAAGAGCCAAAUGCAGUGGCUUAAGGAGACUCGAGCCCUUCUCAGUUCCACUGUUGAACCCAAAGUAGAACUUUAUCAGAGGAAAGCCCAGCUGAACAAGUACAAGGCUGUUGAGCAGAGUUUGCUAUCACGUGAUUCUGCCGUGAGCUUUGUGCUAGAGAAAGGAGAAACUCUGGUGACCCUCCUCCACUCCCCUUCCAUCACAGACAACAUGAUCAGACUACAGGCAGACUACCAGGAGCUGUGUGGCUCAGCAAGGACCCUCGUUCACAGAUUGGAGGCCCAGGUGAAGAAACAGGAAGCUUACCACAAAGAUGUACAGGAAAUUGAACGUUGGUUGUUGCAGAUGUCCACCAAGAUGGUGACUCCUGACCCAUCAUCAGGCAGUGGCCUGGAAGCUGCCACUCAGCAGCUAGCCAGACAUAAGGCCAUUAUGGAGGAGAUAGCAGGUUUUGAAGAGCGUUUGGAUACACUAAAGGAAAAGGGAGAGGAGCUGUUGUCCGGCUGCAGCGAGCUCCUCCAUGCUCGGCUUCGCCAGCAAAUUCAGAACCACCAGCAGGGAGCAAGAGACAGCUACUCUGCCAUCUGCAGCACUGCCCAGCGUGUGUAUCAGAGUCUGGAUCGGGAACUGCAGAAGCAUGUAAGCCUGCGUGAUACAUUGCAACAGUGUCAGACGUGGCUUUCAAAUGUACAAGAGGAGAUACAGAUUUCUCCACAUGCACCACACUGCCUACAGGAGGCGCUAGCACAGAUGAAGCAGGAUCGAACUCUGCAGGAACAGGCUAGUACCUAUUUGCAGCUGGUGUGCUCCACCUGUGAUCUUUCUGAUGAGAAAGUACGAGAGACAGCUGCUGAGAUACAGCAGGUCAAACUUCAGAUUGAGGAGAAGAUGCUGGAAUCUCAAGAACUAGCAGAUAACUGGAGAGAGAUCAAAGACUUGCGUUCCAACCUUGAGUGUCGUCUUCUUGAGGCUGAACAACUCCUCCAGAGCAUGUUAAGGAGGCCAGCUGAGCUCGAGCCAAAGGUUGCUCAGAACCAGCUGGACCAGGCUCAGGACUUUAUCCAGGAGAUGCGAGCCAGGCAGGUUGAUCUGACCCAGCUGAGAGAGAGCAUUAAUAGGCUAACGGCUGGUCAGGAGUCCCCUGAGCUUAUGGAAGUUGGGCGCCUGCGCUGUGCUUGGCUGGAUCUGGGCAGAGAGGCUGCACAGCUGCUGGAACAGAAAGAGGAGGAUCUACAGAGGAGCGGGGACUAUCAUGACUGCAUUUGUAUGGUGGAGGAGUUAUUUGACCAGCUGUCCAAGAAAUGGGAUCAGUUGGCCAGAGGAGAUAUUGAAAGCACAUCUGAGUGUCUGGAUGCCUUAAAGAAGUUAUCCACAGACCUGCAGGACCAGAGAUGUGUGCUCGAUGACCUUAGAAAUAAUAGGCACGGGAUCCUGCCUCGUCUGAGCUUAGAAGAGAGAGACCUGGUUAAGGAGCAGGUGGGUUACCUGGAGCAACGUUGGACCCAGGUGGAAUCCCUUGUCCAGCAGAAAAUCCAAGAUUCAGUGCAGACACUGGAAGAAUUGAGUCAAAUUGAGGACAAUUUGCAUGAGUCUCAAGAGUGGGCUGAGCUGCAGAAGCCAUCCCUGUCUGAGGUUCUCAAGACCAGCCCCCCUCCAGAUUUGGCACAAAGCUUUCUGUUUGAUCACUUGAGCUUUUGUGCAGAAUUAGAGGCCAAACAGAAGCUUCUGGCAGAAGCUGUGAAAGAUGCCAAUAGCCUUUCCUCUCGCCUCGGUCUUAAUGAAAGGAGGAUGCUGCAGACUUUGGUCCAGGAGGCACAGACAGAAGUAGAAUCACUUGGAACUAAGGCGGUUCAGUAUUGUAAAAGCCUCAGAAAAGUGUUUACAGAACGAACACAGUUCCUACAAGCCCUUGACAGAGCAGCUGAAUGGAUCAGGAAGCAAGAGCAGAGGGCUCUUGCAGAUGAUCAUGUGGCGCUCCUACCAAAUGUACUGCACAAGCAGGUGUCAACUUGUAAGAAUUUUACAAGCAGCCUAAGAGCGUAUCAGGUGGAGCUUACAUCUCUUUGGGUACAGGGAAGAGGAUUAGUGAAGGAUGCAACUGAUGAGGAGAAGAAGGAGACCCUUCAGAAGCUGGAGGAGUUGCAAGUUACCUUCGAGGCUUCCUUGCAGAAGAGCAUGGAGCAUCUGCAGCAUCUGGAGAAAGCACUAGUCAUUCGGAAGUACUUUAAGGUGGACCUUGACAGGAUCUGCGAGUGGCUAAAACAAGCAGAGGUAGCUACAUUUCCAAUUAUUGACUUGAGUGGGAAUGAUGAGGAGCUUCAGAACCAGCUGACUGAAUACCAACAGCUUCUUGAUCAUGCUUCAGAGUAUGAAAACCUUUUGCUCAUCGUCCAAAGGGCAGGACAGGAGAUUCUUCCAAACUUAAAUGAGGUAGACCACUGCUACCUAGAUGAAAAACUCAAUGGCCUUCCUCAACAAUAUAAUGACAUGCUGUUGUUGAUCAGAGAGAAACGCGACAAGAUCCAACAAGUGCUUUUGGACCGCAGGGAGUUUAAGUCCCUCAUCGAUGUCACACGAAAGGCUUUGAAGGAACUUCAGGAGAAAUGUGAUGGUUUAGAGAAGUCACCCAACCAAAGUCUAGAAGAUGGAGAAAGAUUGCACAGCAGUUAUGAAGAUCUCAUGAAAGGUCUUGCAAAUCUCUUUCAGGGAAUGAAAGAUCUUAGGGGUAAAACUCAGGAUUUCCUUGUCAUGGGUCAGCCAUACGCUCCUGAAGUCAUUGACCAGCUGGUUUAUCUCCAUGGCAGUCUUUACCAGCAGAUUGAAUGUAAGAUGAAAGAAAUAAGGAGAACAUUAAAGUUAUUAAAUGACCAUCGAACAGUUAUUGAGAAAAUGGACUAUAGCAUUUCUAGAUUAAAGGGACAGCUUGGCAAACUAGACUCCAAAGGAGAUGAGGAGACAGAUGCCAUGGAGAGAUUAUCUACACUACACAACCUAGCAAAAUUACUUGAAGAGGUUAGUUCCUAUCUAGAGGGUCUCGAAACACAAAAUGAUGACCUCAACCGGCACUUUGAAUCAAAGACCCUUAAGACUCAGGUUAUCUUCAGGGAGGAACAACUUCUUACUUUAAAGCAAAAGAUUAAUACACACAUAGAAGAAUGUGAGAGAGGUUUUAUGGGAAAUAAGGAUUUUCAAACUGAUAUUAAAGUAUCAAUAGACUGGCUCAAGAGUCUUUGGGAUCGAUUAAGAUGUCCAUUAAUGUUUGAAGAAGCAAUUGAGAUUGUGGAGGAGGAGGUCAGGUCACUGUCAGCACUUCAAGAAGAAAUGAAAUCUAGGUUUAGAGUAUUAGAAUAUGUAAUUAAUGAAAAGAAACAGAAGUACAUCAACGAUAAAAAGCCAUUUCCAAAAAUCUUUGAAACCACUUUAAUGGAUAUUCCAGAACUAAAGGAUGAUCUUCAACAAGCUGUCAACACCAAACAGGUGGCCUUGCAGUCUAUUCUGUCUCUACUCCAAAGAUACCACCAUUCCUUCCAAACUGUCCAGCAGUGGUUUGAGGACACUGGUGCUCUACUUAAGCAGGCCCUACAAGAUGUAGACCUAGAGAAAAUUUCAGAUUGCCUCAAGGACUUAGAAAAUAUAACAGGCCGGGAACAUUCAGUCAAGGGUACAAUGCAAGAAAUGCAAGAUCUAGUUCCUCAAAUGGGUGACUUUUUGAGCCCUACUGCAAUGAAGCAAAUCCAGCAACAUUGUGAGGAGUCUUAUCAUAAGGGCACAGAGGUCUUUGAGCAGCUAAAACAACAUCAAGACAACUUGCAACGAAGCAUAACUCAGUGGAGAUCCUUCCAAGAUGAAACAGAUAAAGUUAUCAGGCAGAUGAAUGAAGUAGAGAAAAGGAUGAUGGAGUUCACAACUGCCAGAGCAAACUCUGAACAAGAAGCUGAAGACAAGCUCUGCUUAUACCAGAAUAUUGUGUCAGAAGUUCAGGGUCUUGAAGAUGCACUGAACGGACUGAAAGUAAAAGCAGCACAGUUUGUUCAGCCUGCCAUAAAAGACACUUCUUCUCGGUCAGUUUGUUCAUUGAGCCAUCGGUGGACUCGGUUGUUUGGUGUUGCUCGAGCUCAGGUGAAAGCCCUCCAGGACUCUGCAUGUAACUGGAGACGCACAAGGGAGAAGCUGGAGAAAAUGCGAGCUGUCUGUGAGGACCUGCACAGUCGUGUUCCUGACAACAUGGUGGAAAAAGCCUCUAGUAUGGCAGCCCUACACAGCCUUCUGGAGUACCAUGAUUCCUUUAGUCGAGAGGGGGAGAGAGAGAGCAGCGCCCGGACCCUCCUCAGACACCAUGUGCUCAAACUGUUCCUCCAUCCUCAUGCAGCUGCAUCCACCACAGACAGAAAACACAACCAAGACAAUCCAUGUCUGCUGGAAUUUGAAGAGCAUUCAGGAGAAUAUGACGAAUUCGUGUGCAGGGCAGACGUGCUCAUGGAGGCCAUGCAGUUCUCACCGCCGCCAACCUUGAGCACGAGUUGCAGAUUGCCAGCAGAUGAAAUACCAGGUCCACAAUGCCGACCCUUCCGGUCUUCAGAGAUCAGCACCCCGCUGGCAGAGGUUACACUGGCUCUGAGUUCUACAGUAGAUCAGAGGAAUGUGGGUCGUGCUCUGUCUGAGCUAGAUGUGGCAGUGCAGGAGUUUGGUGAGCAAAAUCCUCUCCUAGCCAAACAGCUGUGCUCCAGCCUGAGUAAACUGACUGAGCUUCAGUGCUCAGACCAGCAGACUGGCAGAGGGACCUGGGGGAGACUGGAGAGUGACGUGAAGAGCCUCCAUCAGUCCAUAGAGAGAGUACAGGAGACUCUGGCCUCCCCUGAUCUGGCACGUCUCAGUCUCAGAGAACAGCUGACUCGAAGACCGGUGCAAGCUCGCUCACGAGGCCAUGGUGCAGUAUGGAGCAAUUACGAACCGGAAGUCAAGAACCUACAGAGACUUAUUGAAAGAAGCACCACCCGUGUUAUCAUGACCCCCGCCCUGUGUGCCACAGGAAACAUACAGGAGCUUCAGACACAGAUACAACAUCAACAGGAACUGGCCCUGAAGAUAAAAGGAUACCAGGAGCAGAUCUCGGCCUUGAACUCCAAGUGUAAGAUGUUGACUGUGAAAGCCAAACAUGCUACCAUGCUUCUGACAGUCAGUGAGGUUGAUGGACUCUCCGAUGGGUUAGAGGAGCUGGAGGAUGAGGAGGAAGAGAUGCCCAAACACCCACCAGCACACUCCUCUGUUGUCAUGAUGACGGCAGGCCGUUGCCAUACUCUCCUCUCCCCGGUCACAGAGGAGUCUGGUGAGGAGGGCACCAACAGCGAGGUCUCCUCUCCACCCGCCUGCAGAUCGCCCUCACCCGGGCCUAACGCUGAAACCUCUCAGUGUUCAGGGCGAGCUCCUUUAAGCAGAGCUCCACUCCAAGAGCUGUAUGACCCCUCCAUGGAGUCAGCCGCCUCAGCUAACCUGGACGACCUACAGCGCUCAUGGGAGACUUUGAAGAACGUGAUCAGUGAGAAACAGAAGAGCCUAUAUGAAGCUCUGGAGAGGCAGCAUUACUAUCAGGAGACCCUGCAAUCUGUCUCCACAAAGAUGGAGUCCAUUGAGACCGCACUAAACGAAGGCUUGGAGCCAAGCAAGAGUCCAGAGAGCCAGAUGGCCGCCCACCAGGCUCUGAUGGAUGAGAUCCUAAUGCUCCAGGAUGAAAUCAGUGCACUGCAGGCCUGCUUCUCCCGAGAGCUACAGUUGGAUGAGGACAGUUUGGAGGCAGAUUCCGGAGACCAGCUGGCCCUGCAGUCAACCCUCACUGUGCUAGGAGAGCGCAUGGCCACCAUCCACAUGAAGGCUUCCGGAAAGCGCCAACUUCUGGAGGAGCGAUUAAGUGAGCAGUUAGAAGAACAGAGGCAGGAACAAGCGCUACAGCGUUACCAUAGUGAGGCAGAGGAGCUUGACAACUGGCUGUUCAGCACACGUGCCACACUGAGCUCCACUCUCCAGCCACACCCACAGGACAUGGACAUGGAGGAACAGCUGACUGACUGCCAGAACAUGUUAUUGGAGAUCGAGCAGAAAGUGCUGUGUCUGUCUGAGCUGUCAGUGCACAGUGAGAGUUUGCUGAUGGAGGGAAAGGCUGGCACACGGGGUGACGCUGAGCAGCUCUCCCUCAAACUGCACAGCCUCAAAUCCAGUCUGCUGGAGCUACAGCGCAUUCUCCAAGACAAACAGACCCACAUCCAGGGCUCACUUCAGGAGCAGGAGGAUACUGAAUCAGACUCGUCUCUCUCUCAGAGCCCCAAUAUGAUGGAUUGGCUCAGUCAGGCGCGAUCCACACGCAACCAACAGCAUCAAGACACAGUGCAAAGACAGAGGGAAUUAGAGGAGCAGCUUGGUGAACAGAAGAAGUUACUGCAAUCUGUAGCAUCUAGAGGAGAGGAAAUUAUCUCACAGAGAACAACACCUAAUGGAGAGAGGUUUCCUGCAGAACUUUCUGAAGGGGAUGAUGGUCAGUGGCCUGAGAACAUGAGCACAAAUGAUCAGAUGAGAGUCAGAUGGGAGAAUCUGAGCAAAGACCUUAACAACAAACUGCAGCUGUCACUGAACACAAUGGAGCAGACGCCAUGUAACACGCAAUACCAGCCAUUAUCCAGUCCCUGUGGAGUUUUCAGAGGAGAGCAACUGAGUCAGGAUAUCCUGUCACCCCGAAGUCUGUUUGAAGGCUUUAGCCAAGAUUUGGAGGACUUGCCUCAGACAGGUGGUGCUGACAGUAAGCGUGCUCAUGCUCUGAAGAGAGCUCUCUAUGAGGCAGUUUCAUCAGCUUCCUCCUGGGUGGACAAUGCUGAAAAUGACCUUGUAUCUGGCCCAGUAUUACUAUCUGAUGACUCAGAGACUCACCUGGGCCACCUAGAGAGUUUGAGUAAGGAGGUAAAGAAUGUCAACGAGGAGGUGUGUAAAUGUCGGGAUGUGCUCGGAGGAACAGAGCAGCUAUGGGAUGGAGAAAGUGGAGAAAGUGUUAUGGUUGAGGAAGUGUUAGAUGGUUUGGAGGGGAGACUGAAGCUGCUGGACACAGUGCUGGAACAGAGAUGUGACACCAUGAAAGACAAGCUGCAGGAACUCUCUGUUUUCCAGACUCAGUUUAGACUGUUGCUUACGGCAGUCAGCGACUCAAAGUACCAGCUUUUACAGAAAAUGAAUGCAGUUAUGGAUCGACCUGCUUCUAAACAGAUGGAGAUUCUGGCAGAAGCAGAGGACAGUUUGAGGGAAUUUGAACAGAAAGUUUCUGAGAUGAGGAGCAGAGGAGAGACACUGCAGCCCAACCAGCUCUGCACUCAAGACCUUCUGAAACUACAGGAUGCUUAUGAAGAGCUGGUGGAGAUGGUGGGCUCCAAGCGGAGUGAGCUGAACCAGAGUUUAGUUCUGAAGGCUCAGUAUGAGAGAGCUUUACAAGACCUGGUAGAACUUCUGGACACCGCUCAGGAUAAAAUGGCUGCUGAUCAGAAGAUGAAAGUGGGAUCAGUGAUUGAGGUUCAGAUCCUUCUUGAUAAACACAAGGAGUUUUUCCAGGGGCUAGAGACACAUGUUGUCCUUACACAGGCCUUCUUCAGGCAGGUCAGUGGGUUGGUGGUACAGCGGGAGGUCCAGAGCUUGGAAGAGACUGUGGCUCAGGCCAAGGCUGUACUUAAACAGGCUCACAAACGAGGAGUGGAGCUGGAGGGCAUCCUGGAGUGGUGGAGCAGGUUGGUGGGUGACUAUCAGGCCCUGUACAGACAGCUGGAGGCAGUGGAAAGCAGCAUCCCCAGUGUAGGCCUGGUAGAAGAGACGGAAGACAGACUGAAUGAUAGAAUUACUCUGUAUCAGCGUCUGAAGGCCAGUCUCUCUGAGCGGCAGCAGCAGUUGUAUAAGUUGUUGGAGGAUGGAAAGAGGCUGCUUUUACAUGUGUCCUGCUCAGAGCUGGAGACUCAGCUCACUCAGCUGGGGGAGCACUGGCUCAGCACCACCACCAAGAUCAAUAAAGAGCUACACCGCCUGGAUUCCACCCUCAAACACUGGAUCAGGUAUCAGAGUGAGUCAGCUGAGCUUAGUCAAUGGCUGAGUUCAGCACUAGACCGCCUGGAGUUCUGGAGCACUCAGUCUGUUACGGUACCUCAAGAGCUAGAGACUGUCAGAGACCAUCUUCAUGCCUUCCUGGAGUUCUCUAAAGAGGUCGACGCCAAGUCUUCUUUGCGUGCCUCAGUUCAGAGCCAGGGGAAUCAGCUGCUCCGGUUGAAGAAAGUGGACACGGCAGCACUCAGGGCAAACUUGGCCCAGGUAGACACACAGUGGGCUGAUCUUCUCACUCGUAUCCCUGUGGUCCAGGAGAAACUACAUCAGCUGCAGAUGGAGAAGCUGCCAUCCCGUCAUGCAAUAACUGAACUAAUGAGCUGGAUAUCCCUCAUGGAGAAUGUUAUCCAAGAGGACCAGCAGAAGAUCAUGGGGGCAGUGGGAUCCGAGGCUCUGCAAAUGUACCUUCAGAAAUACAAGGGUUUUCGGAUCGACCUGUCCUGUAAGCAGCUGACGGUGGACUUUGUGAAUCAGUCAGUUCUGCAAAUCAGCAGUCAGGACGUGGAGGGGAAACGCAGUGACAAAACAGACUUUGCUGAGCGUCUUGGGGCCAUGAACCGCCGCUGGCAGAUACUGCAGGGACUUGUUACAGAGAAGAUUCAGGAUUUAGAGGGUCUGCUUGAAAGCAGGUUGGAGUUUGAGAACGUGGUUCAGACCUUGAAGACCUGGUUUAGUGUACAGGAAGAGAGACUCAAAAAGAAGCACAGGAUUGAGGAUGUUUCCUCAGCCCAGAAUGCGCUCAAAGAUUGUCAGGAAAUGGAAGUGUUGGUAAAGGAGAAAGAGAAGGAUCUGGAGAAGGCUGAAGAGAAAGGAUGCUUAUUAAUUCAGGAUAAGAAAGGCGAGGCUGGCUCUGUUAUUAUGGACACUCUAAAAGGUCUAAACCAGUCUUGGGCCAAUCUGGAUCACAUGAUCGGGCAGCAGAUGGUCAGUCUCCGGUCAGUGCUGGAGCAGUGGAGCCUGUAUAAACAAGCAUAUGAGGAGAUUCAGGGCUACCUGAUGGAGGGACGUUACACCAUUUCUCGUCUGUGUCUUCUCACUGGCUCCCCAGAAGCUGUGCAGGUUCAAGUGGAGAACCUUGAGACUUUACAAGAUGAGCUGGAGAAACAGGAGAGCAGUUUACGGAAACUUGGCUCCAUAACACAACAGCUGCUGAGGGACUCUCAUCCCUCAGUGAGCGAUUCACUCAACACAGCACUGGGUGAUGUAAAUCUCAGGUGGAACAUGCUGCUGGAACAGAUCUCAGAUCAGCUGAGGAGGAGUAAGAGCCUGCUGCAGCUGUGGCAGCAUUACAAAGCACUACAUGCUCAAAGCAGCACUGACAUCCAGAAACUAGAAGAUCAGGUGGAACAGCUACUCAAGAGCGCCACCCACAGGGACAUCACAGAACAGGAAGUGAAGGGUCUUAUGGCAUCUGAGGGAUCCGUAGAGUCUGUCCUUCAGCAGCUGGAUGAGUUUUCAGAGCAGCUGAGGCAACAAGUGGACCCCUCUGCCAUGACAACCUUCCAUACAGACCACCUGUCACUCACUCAGCGAUUAGCAACAGUUGGACAUGCCCUCCAAAGACAGCAGGCUCUGCUAGAGGCUGGUGUGAGGAACUAUGAGAGGUUUAGUAAUGAGUUACAUUCUCUGAGCCACUGGUCAGAAGAAGCUGAGAAGGUUCUGAAGGAACCAGACCCAAUCGGUUCUCCAGAUAUCUCAUCUGUGGAGGAACACAUGGAAAAACUUAAGACCCAAAUGUUAAAGCUGAGCAGUCUUUCUCCUGAUCUGGAACGUUUGAAUGAGUUGGGUUAUCAGCUUCCCCUCAACGAUAAUGAAAUCAAGCAUCUGCAGAACCUUAACAGGAGUUGGUCAUCUAACUCUGCUCAUACAAUUGAGAGAUUCAGUAAACUGCAAAGCCUGGUAUUGCAAAGACAGAGCUUCUUGGAGAAGUGUGAUGCUUGGAUGACAUUUCUUACCCAAAUAGAGGAGAAACUGGCCGCUGAUAUCUCUGGAAACUACCAGAGCCUGCUAGACCAGCAGAGAGAGCAUGAGCUAUUCCAAGCGGAGAUGUUUAGCAGACAUCAAAUUCUAUACUCUAUCAUCAAUGAUGGACAUCAGCUCCUAAAUCAGGGACAAGUGGAAGAAAGGGAUGAUUUUGGUAUGAAACUAGCACUGCUUAGUAACCAGUGGCAAGGUGUGGUGAGGCGUGCCCAGCAAAGACGGGGGAUUAUUGACAGUUUGGUUCGGCAAUGGCAGCGGUACACAGAGCUGAUAGAGAAACUGCAUCAUUGGCUGCAAGAAGUGUCAGUGGAACCAGAACAACAACAAGGGGCAACAGUAGCACUACAGCAGAUUCGUGGAAUGUUAGACCACAUACAGCUGAAGGAGCGUGUGCUCCAGAGGCAACAGGGCAGCUACAUUCUCACAGUGGAGGCCGGGAGGCAACUCCUCCUGUGGGCUGAUGCCAGAACGGAGGCCUCGCUUCACACUGAGCUGACUGAUGUGCAGGAGCACUGGAGAACAAUUAACAUCCGUCUUGAUGAGAAGAAGAAAGAACUGCUUUCUUGGUUAAGGGACUGGGAUCAGUGUGAAAAAGGAAUUUCUGCAUCACACGAGAAGCUGAGGGACUUUAAGCAAAAGCUCUCUGUGCCUUUACCCGACCACCAUGAGGAGCUGCACACAGAACAGAUUUGCUGCAAGGAAUUGGAGAGCAGUGUUGAAGGCUGGACUGAUGAUGUAGCCGGGCUGUGUAUUCUGAGGGAGUCUCUCUCCAGCGGCCUCAGUGCUGAUGACCUCACAGUCUUACAGGAGAGACUUAUACUACUCCAGAGACAGUGGGAGGAGACCUGUCACCAGCUGUCCCUGCGCCGGCAGCAAGUGAGCGAAAGGCUGAACGAGUGGGCCGUGUUCAAUGAGAAGAACAAAGAACUGUGUGAGUGGCUCACACAAAUGGAGAGCAAAGUCUCACAGAACGGCGACGUCAGCAUUGAGGAGAUGAUUGAGAAACUCAGGAAGGACUAUCAGGAAGAGAUCUCAGUGGCCAAAGAGAACAAGUAUCAGCUGGAACAGAUGGGGGAGAGAUUGGCUCAGGCCAGCCAUGAAAGCAAAGCUGCAGAAAUCCAAUACAAACUUAGCAAAGUCAAUGAGCGUUGGCAGCAUCUGCUUGACCUUAUAGAAGCAAGGGUAAAGAAGUUGCGGGAGACACUGGUGGCCGUGCAGCAGCUAGAUAAGAACAUGAGCAGUUUGCGCUCCUGGCUGGCUCACAUCGAGACUGAACUCUCACGACCCAUCGUGUAUGAAACCUGUGACUCACAUGAGAUCCAAAGAAAACUUAACCAGCAACAGGAUCUGCAGCAUGACAUUGAGAAGCACAGCACGGGUGUGGCAUCAGUGCUGAACCUGUGUGAGGUGCUGCUGCAUGACUGUGAUGCCUGUGCCACAGAGACCGAGUGCGAAUCCAUCCAGCAGGCCACACGCGGCCUUGAUCGCCGUUGGAGAAACAUCUGUGCUGUUGCCAUGGAGAGGAGGCUGAAGAUUGAGGAGACGUGGAGGUUGUGGCAGAAGUUUCUGGAUGAUUACUCCCGUUUUGAAGAGUGGCUGAAAGUGUCAGAGAGGACAGCAGCUCUGCCCAACUCUUCUGGAGUGCUGUACACUGUCGCUAAAGAGGAGCUGAAGAAGUUUGAGGCCUUUCAGAGACAGGUACAGGAGUGUCUGACCCAACUAGAGCUGAUCAAUAAGCAGUAUCGAAGGCUAGCACGUGAGAACCGCACAGACUCCUCCUGCCAUCUACGACAAAUGGUGCAUGAUGGUAACCGGCGCUGGGAUAUACUACAGAGGAGAGUAGCUGCCAUCUUGCGCAGACUUAAGCAUUUCAUUGGUCAGAGAGAGGAGUUUGAAACAGCCCGGGAUGGUAUUCUGGUAUGGCUGACUGAGAUGGACCUGCAGCUCACCAACAUCGAGCAUUUCUCAGAGUGUGACAUUCAGGCCAAGAUCAAACAGCUAAAGGCAUUCCAGCAGGAGAUCAGUCUGAACAUGGGGAAGAUGGAGAGUGUGUUUGGGCAGGGGGAGGUGCUGAUGAAGAAGAGUGAACCUCUGGAUGCUGCUGUCAUAGAGGAGGAGCUGGAUGAGCUGCAGAGAUACUGUAGGGAGGUGUUUGGUCGGGUGGAGCGCUACUACAGGAGACUCACACGCCUGCCGCUAACCGAUGAUGAGUUUGAAGGCUCAGAUCGUGAAUUCGAGUCAGGUGACCUCUCAGACCUUCAGUGGGGUGAGGAUGGUGCCAUGCCCCAGACAUCUAGUAGACCACCUUCAGCUGGCACUGUUCCUGUUCUCACAAACGGCUCUGGCCGGGACACCCCUGCCAGUGUAGACUCCAUCCCUCUGGAAUGGGACCACGACUAUGAUCUGGACCCCAUGGGCCAUUCCAUGUCUACACAACAGGGCAGACAAAAAGAUGAGGAUGAGGAGUUACUGUGUUUGGCUACUGCAGCACUUACAGACGUAGUGAUUCCUGAGAGCCCUGAAGCUUAUAUAAAACUAACAGAAAACACAUUGAGGUCCUCCUCUGGUGAAGCAGUUCGAUUAUUAGACAAUAUAAUGGACACCAGCCACUACAGCCUCCAGCAGACAGAUGGCACUAUGGGUGGCCAUGACUCUUCUUACAUGGGCUAUAUGCGGCUAAUGGAUGAUUGCCAUGGCAGUCUGAAAGCAGUCAAGAGGGUUGAGGGGGAGCUGGAGGAGGAACAAGACAACCUGUCAGGACUGAGCAAUCCUGAUAACACAGAGACACAGAGCACCGGUGUCAUUGAGCGUUGGGAGCUGAUCCAGGCCCAGUCUGCUGAUUCAGAUCACAAAGAGAGAGAAAACCUGGUGCUAUGGCAAAAGAUGACCUCUGACCUGGACGCCAUGGAGGCGUGGCUCGGUCAGGCUGAGGCGGAGUUAGAAGAACUGAGAAGGAAAGAUCUCAGUGCAGAUAUACACACUAUUGAGCAGAGAAUUAGAAAACUCAAGGAGUUGCAGAAGGCAAUGGAUUCCCAUAAGUCCAAAGUACUGUCCAUCAACUUAAACAGCGUAACACUACUCCAGUCAGUCUCAGAGGAGAGCCAGGAUCUACAAGCGAAACUGAAGGAGAUGAACUCACGCUGGGAUCGACUGGGAAAAUCUCUUAAGGAUUGGAGAACAGCACUUCAGGAUGCUCUGAUGCAGUGUCAGGAGUUCCAUGAGCUGAGUCAUGGUCUUCUUCUCUGGCUGGAAAACAUCGACCGCCGGAGAAAUGAGAUUAUCCCAAUAGCAUCAGGGCUAGAUCGGCCUACACUUCAAGCUCAUUACAGAGCACUGAAGCAAAUCCAGCGGGAGCUGUUGGAGACUGAGCAGAAGGUGGACAGUCUGCAGGAGCUCUCAGGGCAGCUGCUGGUGCAGACACAUGGCGGCGAAUGUCUGGAGGCCCAGGAGAGGGUGCACGUCAUCGGGAACCGUCUGCAACUGCUCCUGAAAGCUGUGGCCACUGACAUGGAACUGCUAGAAAAAGAGCUCCAGGCUUCUGGGAACAGACAGGAUGCAUCCCUCUGGUCUGUUACGGAUAACGCAGAUACUUCUGGAUUGGUCAGUCCUGUUUCAGAGGUCAGCGUUUCCACUAAACGACAAUCGCUACGAGGCAAAUGUAGUGUGUCAGAACCAGGAUCCUCAGCCAGACUUCCACGUCACAGGUUGCCCAGCGGUUCUGGCUGCGUUUCGUCUCUCUCUGGUUCCUCCGGGUCACAAGGUGGCGCUGCUGUGGCUCGCUGCCAGCCCUUUCUGCUGCGGGUGCUCAGGGCAGCUCUGCCACUGCAGCUCCUGCUGCUUUUCAUAGUGGGCCUGACCUGUCUGGUGCCCAUGACUGAGCAGGAUUACAGUUGUGCCCAUGCGAACAAUUUUGCCCGGUCUUUUCAUCCCAUGCUCAGCUACAUGAACGGCCCACCGCCUGUAUGAGCAGGAGGACAAUUUAGCAAUGCCUUCUUCUGGUUCAUAUUAAACUGCAGGACACAGAAUGGACUAGUGUUAUCCAAAGCUGAUUGUUCCUGUUCCUGUACAGUUACUGCUGCUAAUUUCAUUUUUCACUAAACAGAGUACAAUUGAACUCAUUGCAAUGUAGAGUAGUGUUGGACAGCCAAACUGGUUAACCUUUUCUGUCCCAAGGAAACAGAAGAAAAACUAUGAAACUGUAUAUAAUUAUGUACUUAAUAGCACUGACAUAAGCAUAAGGUACUGCACUUAUACCGUCCAAGAAAAUGGCCAUAAUUAUUUGCUUAGGCUAAGGAAAGUGUUUUAUUUUUAUUUUUGUAUUAUUUAAAAUUGUAGAAAAAGGUUAUUUUGAAUAUUAUUUAAAUAAUAUUUGGCAUGCCAAAUCAAAUUUUAUUUUUAUUUUAUGGCAUGGAGUUCACGUUUUUUAAUUGUUCAGAAAUGUAAAACAGUCACUUAUGUAGCUCUAUGAGAGAAGUGUGCUUUUUAUUACCGUUAUCUACUUACUGUAUCUUAAUUUGUGUGUUAUGACAAUUACAGGGUGACAAAAACAUUAUGAUCGCGAUGUCUAUUUCUGUAUGUACAGUUUGCUAAUACUGACAAUAAAGACACAUCUUUUCAUUUAAUAUAUAUAUACA